Messenger RNA from Eremomyces bilateralis CBS 781.70, 4729 nucleotides. RefSeq lists its product as uncharacterized. The record is from RefSeq and is a predicted model, not a curated record. The transcript is spliced from 2 exons. Gene Ontology annotation, molecular function: phosphorelay sensor kinase activity. Bases 287 to 4513 code for a protein of 1408 amino acids. Gene Ontology annotation, biological process: phosphorylation; phosphorelay signal transduction system; regulation of DNA-templated transcription. Lineage: Eukaryota; Fungi; Ascomycota; Dothideomycetes; Eremomycetales; Eremomycetaceae.
UUUGGACUAUUCGCGAAAGCGGUCGGCCCACCUUCGCUUUCCUGCGUACGACCCGAGCUCCGGUGCGACAUCACAACCCGGCCCCGAACCCCCAGUAAAGCGCUGCAAACGCCCUCUCUCGUGGCCUUAUAUCACCAACGACCUUGAAAAUCCAUCUCCGCCUGCCUCACUUCCCCCGAGCGCGCACCAGCCGCCCUCGUCCCUAUUAUUCCCAUCCCGCCGCGGACCAAACCCCCUGCGUCCACCCCUCCCGCCGCGCUUCUCCAGCUCGGAGGCGGCUGUGAGGAUGCUUAGCAAGACACACGAAGAUGAGAGUGUCAUAAAGACGGUCACAUUAGCCCGCGGCACCUUCAGCGGACAAAGCCCCCCGGGGAUCGGCCCGUCGAGUGCUGCGAGGAGCACAACGGAUCGGUCGAGCUUCGGAAGCAUAUCGAAGUCCUCCUCGUCGCCGGAGACUGGAGAUGGCGCGCGGACACUUACUCAGAUCGGGAUACUAGAGUUGAUGGAACAGGAUACGAGACCGACCUUCGUGGUGGAUUUGGCCGAAGCGAGGAACUACAAUUCGGGUCCGCUGCACGUCAUUUGGGCAAACUCGGCCUUAUCAAGAGGUUGCCCGGGACUGCUGGAAGCCGUUUCGGGCGAGCUACGAGAAUCGUCAAAUGGCAGCGAUUUACCUCACCCAAAAGACUUCGGGCAGUUCAAAUCAUGGACGCUGUCGGCUGUGAUGAUCGGGGAUGGUCUGGAUCCUCUGCAGCCAACCAUCUAUUUCAAAGACAUGACAUGGUCGUGCUCGACGAUUCGGAAACGGUUGCGUGUUGUGAGCGCGCUCAAGGUCUUACCGAGGAUACAGUCCAGAGCAGCAUCAGCAAGAGUAUCGCCAGCGAUCGGGCAUCAUUCUCGUCCUUUUAUGGAGCCUCUUCGGAGCAUUUCUUCCGCCACCAACUUAACCACCGUCCUCCAAUCCGCCGAAGAGCCCCAAGACUACUUCGGUGGUGCAGGCUCUCUAGCAGCUACCGUAUGCCUUUCACCACCUCCCUCCGAACCAAAAACAUCCUCCCCCCACGAAAUACCUAGCUCUAUAAUCGCCUCGGAGCCUACUUCACAACCUCACUCAACCGCGACCGAAAUCUCGAAAAGCCCUCGAUCUCCCAGAACGCCUGGUUCCGACAACAUACACCCUAUCAGGACACUAAAAAACCAGAUAUCCUCUAUCUUCGAGACCCACCCCUCCUUAACGAAUGAGUGCGUACUAAGUGCCGCUGCCUCUGCCGAUAUUGACUCCUUUACUAGCCCCUCGUAUGGGACCUUCGGUGCGAACCUCCCCUCCGGUAAUCGAGACGAUACGAGUGCUCUACAAGACGAAGACAACAUUGGCGAUAUCGGCUUCUUCGACUGGACUCGACUGUCCCCGACAGUGUCACUGCCCACACAUAUCCAGUUCGCACGCGAUCGGGACUGGGCAUCCACCAGCCUCGGUCCGAUGGACUUUUGGCCACCGGACUUAAGGCAGAUGUGCAAUCUUAUCAUGGCAAGCCCUCAUCCCGCCGCAAUGUAUUGGGGAGAAGACCUUGUCGCGAUUUAUAACGAAGCAUACGUCCUACUUGCCGGCCAGAAACACCCGGAAUUGAUGGGCCAGAGCUAUAAAGCCGCCUGGGUCGAGAUUUGGGACGAGGUCAAGGAUGUUUUCCACAGCGCUCGAGACACCGGGCAAGCGACAAUGAAGGACGAUGAUUGUCUAUUUAUCAUGCGGAAUAGCUUUCUAGAGGAGACUUACUUCUCUUGGUCGAUCAUCCCCAUGGUUGGUAGCGAUGGGACUGUGACCGGUCUUUACAACCCGGCGUUUGAAAAAACCAGACGAAAAAUCGCUGAACGACGCAUGUUCACGCUUCGGGAAGUUGGUGAGCGAACGGCGACAGCGAGGGAUGUCAAGUCCUUCUGGGGACUGGUUACGGAAGCGCUUGCCACAAACGAACGAGACACGCCAUUCGCACUCCUCUACUCCGUUAGCGACGAAUCCGAUCGAGAGAGUAGUAGCAUCCACUCCAACAGCGCCAUGGAAGACAAACAUUGCUUUCUUGAAGGCGCACUUGGCGUACCAGACGGACAUCCGUGCGCUCCGAAACAAAUCGAGUUGAAGAGCGGAAUGGAGGGGUUUGGGCCAUUCUUCCGUGAAUGCAUGAACACCGACAAGCCUGCUCUACUACACAUUGCCUGGGAUACGUCGGUGAAGAAUGGCGAUGGCGCUGAAAUUGGCGAAGAGCGGUUUGGAGAAAUUCCGGCGGCAACGAUGGAAGGGAUUCAAUGGAGAGGAUUUGGCGAUCCCUGCCGGUCGGUGGUGGUGUGUCCUGUGCAUCCGACGACUGGCGAACUGAUCUUGGGCUACCUUGUGCUCGGGGUCAAUCCUCGUCGACCGUUCGACGAUGAUUAUAGCCUAUUCCUACAGCUUUUGAGUCGACAAUUGGCCACUUCUCUGGCUUCGGUUGUCCUUUUCGAAGAAGAGAUCAGAAGAGGGAAAAAGGCAGCAAAAAUUGCCGCGUUGGAUCACAUCGAGCUAUCCCAACAACUUGCUGCUCGGACACAAGAAGCAAGGGAUAUCGAGACGAGGUUCACGCGCAUGGCGGAGUUCAGUCCUGUGGGACUUUUCAUCGCGAACUCCAAUGGGAACGUCGUUUACUGCAACGACGCCUGGUUUGAGAUCACCAAGGUUCCGAAAGAGGAGGAUUGCUUUGAUAAGUGGAUGGAUUCCGUCAAAGAGGAGGACCAGGAACGAAUCCGGGGAUUAUGGAAGCAGCUGGUCGAGAACAAGACGGCUGUCACUGCCGAGUUUCGAUUCAAAGCGCCCUGGCAGGACCAGAAGGGCAACACGACGGACGGCACUUGGGUACUAUUCAGCGCGUACCCCGAACGAUAUGCCGCGGAUUGCGUGGGAUAUCCGGCUGGAAGCUUGAAGAGCAUCUUCGGUGUGAUAACCAACAUCAGCCAGCAGAAAUGGGCGGAAGAUUUCCAGAAGCGCAAGAUGGAGGAGGCCGUCGAGCUGAAACGGCAACAGGAGAACUUCAUCGACGUGACCAGUCAUGAGAUGAGGAACCCGCUAAGUGCGAUCCUGCAAUGCGCCGACGAAAUCCAAUCAACCUUACAUGGUUUCAUCGAGCAGGAAGACCGCGUGAUGGACAAGCAUGUUGUGCAGGACAACAUCGAUGCGGCGGAGACGAUCGCACUUUGCGCCAUGCACCAGAAGAGAAUUGUGGACGAUAUCUUGACGUUCUCCCGAUUGGACUCUGGAUUGCUCAUCGUGACUCCUAUCGACGUCCAACCGUUAACCAUCGCUCAGAAAGCGGUCAAGAUGUUCGAAGGCCAGCUACAGAACGCCGACAUCCACAUGAACUUCAUCAUCGAUCCAUCGUACCACAAACUGGGCAUCGACUGGGUUAAAAUGGACCCCAGCCGCGUCCUCCAAAUCUUCAUCAACCUCAUCACCAACGCCAUCAAAUUCACAUCCGAAGGCCCCCAACGCACCAUCACCCUCACCAUCGCCGCCACCACCGAGCCGACGCGCGACCGCGGCCGGGAGGUGCCGUCCAAAUCCUCCCCUGACUUGCCCACCUGGGUCGAUUACUUCCCGACCCGCUCCCAGCGGCCUGACAUCACCGACAGCAGCCCGGACUGGGGCACUGGCGCGCCCGUGUACAUCCACUUCGCCGUGCAGGACACCGGAAAAGGCCUCACGGAAAACGAGAAGAAGAUGCUAUUCCUCCGCUUCAGCCAGGCCAGUCCGCGCACGCACGUGCAGUACGGCGGGUCGGGCCUGGGACUCUUCAUCUCCCGCGAGCUGACCGAGCUACAGGGCGGCGAGAUCGGCGUCGCGAGCGAGGCGGGCAAGGGUAGCACGUUCGCGUUCUACAUCAAGGCGCGGCGCUGUGAGAACGCGGUUGAGGAGAUGGUCGUUCCGGUGCCGCUGGCGGUCGAUCGGGAGGGUAGCCAGUCGAGGGCGGGGAGUCGCGGGCCAGAUAGCGGGUCGACGUCGAGAGUGCGGCUGGAUGGACUGUCACCCGCGCGGGAGCCGGCGUCGAGGAAGAGCUGGCACGUGCUGAUCGUGGAAGAUAACCUGGUCAAUCAGCGGGUACUGGUUAAGCAGUUGCGAAACAAAGGGCUGGCGAUCUCCACGGCGAACCAUGGUGGCGAGGGGCUCGAGGUGCUGAAGAAGAGUAAACUUUGGCACAGAAAUCGGACGAAGUCCGAGCGGGAAGCGCCGCAUAUUGAUGUGGUGCUCAUGGAUCAGGAGAUGCCGGUCAUGGACGGGUUAGAGGCCACGAAAGCGAUUCGAGAGUUGGAAAGGAAAGGGGAGCUGCUCGGACAUGUGCCGAUCAUUGCGGUAACGGCAAAUGCGAGGAGCGAACAGGUGAAGGCUUUGUUGGAUGCGGGAUCAGACGAUGUCGUCUCCAAGCCAUUCCGGAUUCCGGAACUCAUACCGAAGAUUGAGGAGCUGGCCGACAAGUUUACGAGGGGGGUUUGAUUUGGCGCUGCAAUCUCAUUUAUUGGCAUCUAAACCAUUGGCAAACGAAACAUCACGUUGGUUUUGGUCAUGUCUUUCCUCGGGUAUACAUCUACAAGUAUGCAUAUGGACGGCGUUAUUGGGCUUCUGAUACCAGAACAAGAUCACGGCGGAAUGGAAUCUCGGCACGCAUCCCGUGCAUCUAGCGGAUAUUUUGUCGGCAUUGCCGAUUACGGA